Abrus precatorius (Indian licorice) is the source of this 1306-nucleotide messenger RNA. RefSeq names its product probable carboxylesterase 2. Bases 14 to 991 code for a protein of 325 amino acids. Gene Ontology annotation, molecular function: hydrolase activity. Lineage: Eukaryota; Viridiplantae; Streptophyta; Magnoliopsida; Fabales; Fabaceae. The transcript has a single exon. The record is from RefSeq and is a predicted model, not a curated record.
UUGCAAGUCCCAAAUGGAGGAUAGAAGCAACCCUGAAAUUUCUCUCGAGGUUCCUCCUUACCUUCGAGUAUACAAGGAUGGAACCAUAGAGAGAAUAGCCGGAAAACAAGUUGCUCCUGCGGGCAUCGAUUCCGACACCAACGUUGUUUCCAAAGACAUCCUCGUCGUCCCAGAAAGAGGUGUCACGGCCAGGCUGUAUCUUCCCAAUUCCACCGCCAAAACCACCAAGCUUCCUUUACUUCUCUACUUUCAUGGUGGGGCCUUUUGCAUCUCUUCAGCCUCCGACCCCCUUUACCAUAAUUCCCUCAACAAAAUCGUUGCCGAAGCUAACGUUGUUGCUCUCUCCAUCAAUUAUAGGUUAGCACCAGAACAUCCACUUCCAACCGCGUACGAUGAUUCUUGGGCUGCGAUUCAAUGGGUUGCUUCUCAUGCUGCGGGUCAGCAUGAAGAAGAUAAUGAAAAUUGGCUCAGGGACAACGUUGACUAUGACAGGGUGUUCUUGUCUGGUGACAGCGCAGGUGCUAACAUUGGACACUACAUGGCUUUAAGGUUACAUGCUCUUAACUCUUGUCAUACAAAGGAUUUCAAGGUUCCCGGUCUUAUCAUGGUGAAUCCUUAUUUCUGGGGGAAGGAACCCAUUGGCGUGGAGAUCAGUAAUACAGAGAGUAAGAAAAUGGUGGACUUGUGGUGGGAUUUUGUUUGUCCCUCUGAUAAAGGGUGUGAUGAUCCUCUAAUCAACCCCUUUGUGGAGGAAGCUCCGAGUUUUGAAGGGAUGGGUUGCAACAAGGUUCUUGUUAUCAUUGCCGAGAAAGACAUAUUGAAGGAAAGAGGGAAGCUUUAUCAUAAAAAAUUGGUGAACAGUGAUUGGAAAGGAACGGCUGAGUUUUAUGAGACUCUUGGAGAGGAUCAUGUCUUUCAUAUCUUCAAUCCCAAUUGUGACAAAGCCAAGAGCUUGUUUAAACGCAUUGCUAGUUUCAUUAAUGAACAAUGAAGCAUUAGAAUGAUAGUGUUGUCGCUGCUGCUGUGUUGUUUGUGUGUGGAUGCAUAAUGUUUAAUAAGAAUGAACAAAGGUUAUGAAGCUGUUCCGUGUUUAAUUGAAGUCGAAUCAUGGUUACUUUUACUCGUCAAUAGUUCUAUAAAUUUGCGCAAUUGAGUUACUCAUGUUUCAUGUUAGAAAUCCAUGAAUCUUGUUUUGUUUGCCUGUUUCUUAUUACGGUCUUAUGCUUUAUUACCUAGCUAUGUAUAUUCUAUGAACGAGUUUUAUGAAGGAUUCGUACCUUAUUAAAUAUUAUCCGGGGUUCACCUU